Molecule: messenger RNA, 2558 nt
Organism: Eublepharis macularius
Lineage: Eukaryota; Metazoa; Chordata; Lepidosauria; Squamata; Eublepharidae
Gene: RXYLT1
Product: ribitol xylosyltransferase 1
Exons: 6
Coding region: 16-1332 (438 amino acids)
Biological process (GO): protein O-linked glycosylation via mannose
Cellular component (GO): Golgi apparatus
Molecular function (GO): ribitol beta-1,4-xylosyltransferase activity
Source: RefSeq, a predicted model, not a curated record
CCCAGCGGGCUCUGAAUGAUGCGGCUGACUCGGAAGCGGCUCUGCUCUGCUCUGCUCGCUGCCUACUUGCUGUUCUCCCUCUAUGCUGCUUACUGCGUGUUUCUGAAACCGCGCCGCGCUGCUGCUUCGCGGGCGAGCCAGAGGGAGAAGCUCGGGCGAGAGCAUUUUACUUUGGAAAUGGAAGAAUGGAACCCUUGGGAAGUUGAUGAGCAAAAUAGUUUACAACAGAACUCUGCAAGUAGUCUGCAACUUUUAAAAGAGAAGAAACUACCGCAGGAACAAACAGAUCUCAGAGUACAAAUCUGGGGAAAAGCUGCUAUUGGCCUUUACUUGUGGCAGCAUAUAUUUGAAGGUCUGCUUGAGCCUGCAGAUGUGUCUGCCCAGUGGAGAGAAGGAAGCCUAAAAGCAGGAAAAUCAUUCUUCAGCUUCAUCACAGGUCCAUCUGUAGUCCCCGGGUACUUCUCAGUAGAAUCUGCCAAUGUGGUUCUUGUGCUGAACGGCAGAGAGGAAGGGAAGAUCUCUUACGCCACUCAGUGGCUGCAUUAUGUACAGACAUUAGUACAAACUCGCAAGCUGCAGCAUGUUGCUGUUGUUUUGCUUGGAAACGAACAGUGUAGAAACGAAUGGAUUUACCCUUACUUAAAAAACUAUGGAGGAUUUGUGGAAUUACUUUUCUUAAUAUAUGACAGUCCCAUGGUGAAUGAAGAAGAUAUUUUCCAGUGGCCUUUGGGAGUAGCUACUUACAGAAAUUUUCCUGUAGUUGAACCAAGCUGGUCAAUGCUUCACACUCCACGCUUGUACCUGUGUAAUUUUUUAGGAACAGUUUAUAAAAACUCAUCAAGAGAGACCCUAAUGGAAGUACUGAGGCAAAAUGAGCUUGAUAAGGUCUGUUGGAUUUCCACCAGAGAAGAGUGGUGGCCUCAAGAAACCAAUGAAAGCCUUCAGAACUAUCAAGACGCAUUGCUCCAGAGUGAUCUCACGUUAUGCCCUUUGGGUGUAAACACAGAAUGUUAUAGAAUUUAUGAGGCUUGUUCAUUUGGUUCUGUUCCUGUUGUAGAAGAUGUAAUGACCCCAGGAAAUUGUGGAAAUUCAUCUAUGUACUACAAUGCUCCAUUGCAAUUAUUAAAGACCAUGGGAGCUCCCUUUAUCUUUAUUAAAAACUGGAGAGAGCUUCCUGCUGUUUUAGAAAAAGAGCAACGCAUGACUUUGCAACAAAAGAUUCAAAGAAGAAAAAAGCUCAUGGAAUGGUAUCGGUAUUUCAAAGAACAAAUGAGACAAAAAUUUAUUAGUACAUUGGAAAAUUCAUUUUUACCCAAAGAUAAAGGCGGUUAAUUAUAAUUUUUAUGACUUUUCAAUGAGUUUGUGCCAGCUAAAAAAAACAAAACAGAUAAUUAGAAAACAGUUUCUUCUCAGCAGUUUUUGUAACUGCAGGGAUGUUCAUAAGUGUGAAAACAGAUGUGCCUGAAUUGCUGGAACGCCGUGAGAGUGCCAGCUUCCUCUGCCCCAUUGUGAAACACCUGUUUACGGAUACACUUUCAGGAAAUAUUACCUUUUCCUAUAUUUUUAUUUACUAUUUUGUGGUGGAGAGGGAUAUUUUACCCUAUAAAUCUAGUACCAUUUAAAUAGCAGUUAAUGAUGGUGUUUAUCCCAUGCUAAAAACGAGGUCAAACACAAUAAUCUUAAACUGAAUUGAGGCAAUUUUAGAAGGUCAGGUACUGCUGAGGAAUACUUAAGUGUAACUUAGAUUUCUUCCAUGAUAUUUCAGUACCUGAGGCAAAUGAUGGAACAGUUGAAUUGUUUUUCUUAGUAAGGAAGUAUUUCAGUAUACCUUUCAGUAUUUCAAGUAUACCCUGAGAUAUCUGGGUGUUACAUUCCAUCUCUAAAACUGCAUAUUUAUUUGGAGAAGUAAGGUUUGAAAGGUCACUUACUGUCUCAGUCCAUGAGAAGAGAUCGUCCAAACAAAAUUGUUUGGCUGAUUUAGUUGGAGAGCAGGGGUCUGAGAGCACUCUUUGGCGUUUUUUCCUCCCCAUGGGAGUUUACACUCUUUUUUCGGAUUCCAAGGAUGUCUUUCUGAGCAGAGCUGUAAAACUUCUUCUCAGGACCUUCAGGCCAGCUGUGCUUAUCAAAUCUCGGUUCUCAAGGUAGAGUAAAUAGUGUGACCACAGCAAAGGCAGGAUCCAUUUUAGACCUCCAUCUUGGUUCCGGGAUCAGUUUCUCUUUGCAUGUCACGUUACUCAACAAAAGGCAGCCAUGAGUUCUACACCUAAGUUCUUCAUUCUAAUGUGAAGCUUAAAGAUGCCUCCAGUAUCAUCAGAUCAUUAAGGCAUCCUAGUAAUUAGCAUGCAUCUAGCUAAAUUAAAGGUCUGGUCACAAUAAUAUUUCCCAAAGAAAAAUCUCCUCACCUCAUAUCGUACUACUAUUUGGAAUUGCUUACAAAAACUCUCCUGUUUAGCCCCUGAGUGAUUCUGCAUAUGUUGGAUAAUGCACUUCCAAUCCUCUUUAUAGAUCAUUCGGAACGGAUUUUUUUGUGUGCGGAACAAAAAAUCCACCUCAAACAA